GUUUCGUCAGAAUGCAUUUUAAGAUGCAUUUCCUGCAGUGUGUUUUAAUGCUCAACUUUGUUAUAUCUGAUGAUACCCUGGGGUUUAUUGUUCGAGGUCCCUCUGGUCCUCUGGUUGUUCCUCUGGGAGGCUCUGUCAUUUUGCCCUGUUAUGUUGAGACGCCUUUAGUAGCAGAAAAAGUGAAAGUUGUGUGGAGAAGAACAGACUCGGAGACUCUGGUUCAUCUGUAUCAAGAUGGUGAGAGUCAACCAGAUGCCCAGCAGCAGGAUUAUCAUGAUAGAGCUCAUUUCUUUACUGAUCAGAUUCAACAUGGAAACUUCUCCCUCCGUCUGGACAAUCUGAGCGCUCAAGACAAAGGGGUUUACAGAUGUAAGGUUUACAGUCAGCAGGUUGCAGGCAAAACUUUAGUUGAAAUAAAAGAUGUUGAGCGUUUGCUAGUAUCAGGAUCAGAUGAGUCCAUAUCUGCGUCUGUGGGUGAGGACGUCACUCUGAACUGCUCUGUAGACUCUCACAUCACACCUGAACACAUUGAAGAGGUUUCAUGGAGGAAAACUGAUAAAGAUGAAGAUAUUCUGGUUCUGCUGUAUCAAAACAAUAAGUCUUUAUCAGAUUCAUCAGAUGAGCGAUACAGAGACAGAGUUGAGUUCUUCACUGCUGAAAUCCCCAAAGGAAACUUCUCUCUCAGACUGAAGAGUGUCAGAACUGAGGAUAAAGGAGUUUACACGUGUCAAGUGUUUGCUGGAGGACUUUCAGCCAAUGCAACUGUAGUACUGGAGCGACUGGGUUUCUCUGUUUCACACAUAAUGGUGUUGAUUCUCUGUAUUUCUGCAUCUGGAUGUGCACUUGUGCUCUGCUGCCUGAUCUACUGCAGAUCACCAUAUGAAGGGUUCAUUCAACCAUUUGUUCCUCUGGGAGCUUCAGCAAUUUUGCCCUGUUAUGUUGAUGAACUCUUAUCAAUGGAGGGUCUGAAGGUGGAAUGGAGAAGAACAGACUCGGAGACUCUGGUUCAUCUGUAUCAAGAUGGUGAGAGUCGAUCGCAGCAGGAUUAUCUUGAUAGAGCUCACUUCUUUAGUGAUCCGAUUCAACAAGGAAACUUCUCCCUCCGUCUGGACGAUCUGAGAGAUAAAGAUGAGGGAGAAUAUACAUGUACCGUUUACAGUCAGCAGGACCAUUUAUUUUCAACUAAAAUCAUUUUGGAAACGGGUAAACACAAUAGUUCAUCUUCAUUUUCUGGGCUCACUGUGCGCACUCCUUCUGGCCCAGCAGUUGUUCGUCUGGGAUCUUCUGGGGUUCUGCCCUGUUAUGUUAACAAUCGUUUAUUAGAGCAAAUUCGGAAGGUGGAAUGGAGAAGAACAGACUCAGAGACUCUGGUUCAUCUGUAUCAAGAUGGUGAGAGUCGAGCAGAGUCCCAGCAGCAGGAUUAUCAUGAUAGAGCUCAUUUCUUUACUGAUCAGAUUCAACAUGGAAACUUCUCCCUCCGUCUGGACAAUCUGAGAGCUGAAGAUGAGGGACGAUACACCUGUAAAGUUUACAGACAGGAGGAUUCUGUGUCCUUAGCCAAGUUAAAUUUGGAACUGCGUCUACUUGAUUCAUUUUUCCAUCUUCAGAUGUUUCUAGUCAUCUGUCCAAAUAUCAUCAUGUUCUUUGCUUUUGUCUUGUGGGGUGUUUCUGAAGGAUCUGUGAAUGAGUCAGUUUGUUGUUGUGCUCUUUAUUUUCUGAGGCCUCUCAUUUUACUCUGGGCUUUUCCAUAUGUGAACGAGUUCACAGGCAACAUUAAAACAUGGAUUCUGAAAUACAGUUAUUUAGCAGAAUAUUUAGUUCUCUCAGUUGUUGUUUAUUCAGCUCUUUUUGCAAGUGUUUGGGAAAAACUUCUGAAUUAUGCUGAAUUUGACAGAGCUGCGAUAACAUUCCUGUUUUUAAUAAUGUUUCUGUGCUGCCUUUGCAAAAUCAUUUACCUUUUAGUUACAGAGGUUGGAAAGAAAAGUGGACAGAUAAAUACGAUAAUUAACAUAUUUGACUUAGUGGCUGAUACGAUCUUUGAUAUUCUGCCUACAUUACAAUUCAUCCUCUUGUUCUUCACUUUUGCAUCUGUCAGAGGAGGAUUCAUCAUUGUUGUCAUUUUACCAGUGUUACUGAUUAUGACAAAUGACAGAUGUUUUUUCAGAUGGUUUGAUAGACUCAUGUGUUCACUUUCAGUCAGAAGAACAGUGAUGUUAAUCAUCAUAAUAGUGAUUAUUGCAGCGAUGAUCGGCCUUUACAUAUUUACACUGGAAAAUAAAACAGAUGCUAUUGGAUGGGGCUGUGUGACUGUAUUUCUGCAGAUACUGUGGACGGUUAUGAAGUUUACAGGCUAUUAUGGCUUUAUUGCUCAGGAUUUUCCUCGUGUUGUCACUGUGUAUGUGUUUGGAUCAGUUGGUGUUGUUUUACUGAAUUCUUUUACACUGAUGACUGAACUGAUACUGAAAACAGUUAAUGGCGCUCGUACAGUGGGAGAUCUGAGGUCUGUUGUCUUUCCUUCUGAAUGUUUCUUUGUCAUUUCUGUGAUGAUUUCAGGAAUAUUUCCAUCUGGCAUCAUACAAUGCGUGCAGAACACAGUGAAGUCUAGACAAAUGCCAGCUGACAGAUCACAGAUCGACUGA
Molecule: messenger RNA, 2639 nt
Organism: Sinocyclocheilus anshuiensis
Lineage: Eukaryota; Metazoa; Chordata; Actinopteri; Cypriniformes; Cyprinidae
Exons: 19
Coding region: 12-2639 (875 amino acids)
Biological process (GO): cell surface receptor signaling pathway; T cell costimulation; positive regulation of T cell proliferation
Cellular component (GO): external side of plasma membrane
Source: RefSeq, a predicted model, not a curated record